This is a messenger RNA of Cryptosporidium ubiquitum, 738 nucleotides long. RefSeq lists its product as uncharacterized. The transcript has a single exon. Lineage: Eukaryota; Apicomplexa; Conoidasida; Eucoccidiorida; Cryptosporidiidae. Bases 1 to 738 code for a protein of 245 amino acids. The record is from RefSeq and is a predicted model, not a curated record.
AUGAGUAAGAUAUUAAUUAAAUAUAUGCUAAUUAUUUAUAUUUUUUUUUCAAUCAUACUUAAAAAAACCUAUGUAUUAAACACGCAUAUCUCAAGAAAUUUGAAUGCUAGCCAAAUAAGUAUUGUGGAAAGAAUAUUAAUUGGGCAAGGGAUCAAAAAUCCAGUUACAUCUUCCUGGCAGCUGCUUCUUAUUUUACUAUCAAGUGAUUAUUUUGGUUUAUCUAUUACUCAUAAAAUUAAUGAAUUUUUUGAAAGCAAAAAUAAAAUUGAGGAAAACCUCGCAAAAUCAUCCAAAUUUUAUUUGCACCCUGCAAUGAAUAUAUCAUCAAGUGUAUUGAUUCAUCCAAAAUCCGAGUUUCUAGAUUUUAUAUUUACAUUCAUUGACGUUAUUCAGUUUACAGGAAACUCCAAUCAAACAAAUAUUUCUAUGUUUGUUAAUGGAAAAAGAAACCUAGUUGCCUGUAAUUCAAUGAUUAAAAAAAUGGUCAAGGGUGGAUUUGUGCUUGAAAGUACUGAGUACGAAACCAUGCCACGGAAUCAACCUAGCGCUCUAGAAAAUUCGAUGAUAGUCACGAAAAACUACUUAGAGUAUUCUAUUGAUCAUUUUUGCAAGGCAUAUUUAGAAAAUUUGGCCGAGUUGCUUGGCAAACUAGCAAAAAUAAAGAAAAGCUCAAUCAAUAACUUAUAUUCUAAAAUACGAUUAUAUAAUAAAAUCUGUAAAUUAUUAGACUCCAAAUAA